AUGUCUUCCAUUGAAAUAUUCAACAACUCUCACCGUAAACUUACACCAGCUCAUAUCACAUUUACUGCUGCUCCUUACAAUGCAAAACUACAAGUUUCUUCGACAACAUGGCUGAACGACAAGAUCGCAAAAAAAAUAGAUGAUCAAAAAGGAAUUCACUAUGUUGCUGAACAGCCAGUAAAGUCAGGAGAAACGCUUUUGAAUGAAGAACCUUUUAUUCGCCAUUUCGAACAUGCCGAUCGUUUCAAAUAUUGCAGUUACUGUUUUCGUAGUAUUUCAAUAUGUCUAUCGCCUAAUGACGACAUUGUUGCGUAUGACGAUUCCGCCAACAAUAGCAGUAUUGAGAAGACUGACAGCGAUAGCUUGAUAGAGUGCCGGCGUGGUAAAGACUGCUCUUGGAUGCAUUCUUAUUGUUCUGCAGAGUGCGAAGAACGUAAUUGGACAGAGGAAGGCCAUAGUUGGCUAUGCCGUUUUCCUGAACUUUGCGACGAGGAUCCCACUGUAUUACUUGCAUUAACAGGCUACAUUAAAAGCAGAUCAUUCGGUUAUGACACGUUACCUGGGCUCGUAUCAAAUAGAGAAGCAGUUAAUACAGAAGACUUGGAUAAUUACCGAAAGAGUUUUAUGAAAUUAGCAGCUACUUUUUACCUGUCUGAAUAUGUCGUUAACAAUCUCUUGACGAUUUACUUACAGAUCAAAUGCAAUAGUUUCGCGAUUAAGGGGUAUUCGUCAAUAGAUGAAUUGUAUGGUAAAGAGCGCUAUAUGUUGCCGGAAACAUUGGUGCAAAAUAGGGAUAUUAUUCAUUAUGGAAGAGGGAUAUAUUUGCAAGCGAGUCGUCUCAAUCACUCAUGUAAACCAAAUAGUUUGGCUUCUUUUGGCUCAAUGGAUGAGGAGGAAAUGAACUUGUAUGGCAGUGACCGUAGUAGUAAUCACGGUAGUAAUCCUUGUCGGCUGACUGUACAUUCUGUGAAAGGAACAUCACUGUCUGCUGGUGAAGAAAUUACCAUCAGUUAUGGGCCCUUAGCGACAAGACAAAGUAGAUCGGAACGUUUAGCAAAGCUGAGAAAUGAUUAUUAUUUUGACUGUCAGUGUACAGCAUGCGCAGAUACCCAGCAGGAUCCCUUUUUGGAUACUAUUUAUCUUUGCCCGAAGUGCAAAGAAGGUAAAAUGUACAAGAACCAAGCACGAUGCUUACAAUGUGGAGAGAAACCCGACUGGGCAAGCAUUGAAAAGAUAGAAAAUGACGCUUAUCGAUUGAAAUCAAAGGGUGAUUUUGAAACUGCUCUAAAAUUACAGAAGAGCAUAUAUCAUGGAGAUACACUCAAUGUUGGUGAAACUCUGGAUAAAAUUGCACAGCAAUAUUGCUUGCAAGGACAGUUUGGGAAGGCCUCACAGUAUGUUAAACAAUCGCUACAAAUCAUUCAAAAAGUAUACGGCAAAACUAGUAUAGAAGCUGCGGAAGAAAUGAUGAAGCUAGCCACAUUAUACUAUAAUUCUGGGCAAGCAAAUGAAGGUUUGAAACACGCCAAAGCGACAUUGAUUGUCUAUAGAAUAUUAGGCCUAGAUAAGACUCAGCCAGGUGAUAUAGAGGAAUUAAAGACAAUGAUGACAUUACUCACAUUAAACGCUGCUGCUUUUCGAACUUGA
Messenger RNA from Mycotypha africana, 1647 nucleotides. RefSeq lists its product as uncharacterized. Gene Ontology annotation, molecular function: protein binding. Lineage: Eukaryota; Fungi; Mucoromycota; Mucoromycetes; Mucorales; Mycotyphaceae. Bases 1 to 1647 code for a protein of 548 amino acids. The transcript is spliced from 5 exons. The record is from RefSeq and is a predicted model, not a curated record.